AUGGAUUCCCCAACUAUCCCCGGUUGGUAUCCUAUCAACGACGAUUCUAGCAGUUCAAGCAACGCUAGGUCAAGCGAGAACCCUUUCCUCAAGGCUAUCCUCAACCCAAUCCCACCGACAAAUGCUCUUUCCAAUAAACGAGGAUAUAAAUCAUUAUCAAAGAAGGGCGGAUACCCCAAGUAUAACUACUCGAAGAACAACAGGGAUAAUUCGAAGUCUCCUGCAAAUGUGCCUGUACUUGCCAAAGCGCUGAGGUCUGAAAUGGGAAAGCCUCUGCCAGUACUCCCAACUGAGGCGAAAAAAACACCCACAAUGGCGCCUCCACAAAAUUCUCCUACAUCGAGCAGCUGUUGUUAUCUCACACCACAACAAGGAUCCAAGCAACUCGUAUACCGUUGUAGACGUCAGCUAUCGUCAUCCACAGGAAGCUCUCUUCGCAGAGAUCCUUCGCCAGGAAGAACUCCCUCAAAUGCACCUGCUACGGAACCAGAGCGACGGAGUAAAAUCGAAUACCAUGUUAACGUGCAAAAAGUUGCACCUACUAUGCUUCAUCUUGGGGUGAUCUCAGCCAACGCUCACUUGACCCUGCCAGCUCCGGAAUUAAACGAACUUCGAAACCAUGCGAAGCGUCAGGCCGAGCAGCUGAAAGUCCUAAGCAAACAUGAAGUCGCAACACUUUCACAGGAGCUAGUUACGAUGGAGGAGUACUGCAAAUAUCUCCAAGACAGAUGCAUCUCUCUAAAAUCAGAUCGCCGCAUUCUCCAAGAGCAGAAAAUCCGAGAUCUCACAUCCGCAACUUGGAUUGGUCCGAAAUGGAAGGGUAGAAUGUUAGAACGCGAGCAGGAAUUAAGGGAUAUUGAUAUUUCCAUUGACAAAUGGACUGGGAUAUUGGAGCAUGCGGUGAAAAAUCGAGUCUCCAUACGCCAUAGGCUGUUGGAACAUAUUGCUGCGAUACUAGCCGUCGAGUCGCCAACUGUGUUGCCUUCGCAAUACCUACAAUUUAGUACGAAUACCAUCCCGGGUUCCUCAGAAAUGUCCCAGCAGAGGAUUCAAUCUAUCCCGAUUUUUGCCGAUUCGGCUCUUUUUACAGCAGCGGGUUAUGGCAGUGGGAUGCAGGACAAGGACAAACGGCCACUCCCACUAUCCUCAGGCACUCCUUUGAUGUCGCGUGCACAAUCCAACAACGAGGUUGAGCUGACAGAAUGGGUGACCGAGGUCAAGGAGGAUUCCAGGCUACCAAGGGUCUCACAAGGGGGAAAGCGUGUCCAGAAAAGCGAGUAUGCUCGCUUAAACGAUCUUUGGGCACCGUUUUGUCUGCGUCGGCAAGGCCUGCUUCUUUUUCUCGCUACCUUCGUCACUCUUUUGGCCGCGUUGGUUGGCACAUAUAUCGCAUCAGACGUUCACAAUGGCCUUGGAUCAGUGAAUGAGAAGAACUACUACCUCUGGACGUACGGGCCAACAGCAGUUUUCAUGAUUGUGGGAGCUUUUUGGGCCCGGGUCCAGUAUCGAAUUUCGCAGUUGAUGCCAUGGAUACUAAUGCUCAAGGGCCCGCAGACAGGAACAAAUAGUGUCCUAUUGGAUUAUGCAUCUGACUGGUUCAUUGUAUCCUUGUAUAUAUCUAUUAAGAACAAGCACUACCUUGUCAGCCUGGCUGUUCUAGGUACCCUCCUACUUACUGGUACAACCAUUUUUUCAACAGGUUUGCUGGCGUAUGAGAAUAUUCAUUAUACCGAACCUGCUCAAAUGCAUAUUACACAGAGCUUUAAUGGUUCUCAUUAUGACCCUUCACUGGUCGAUGGCCGCCCCUUCGAGCUCUACUUGGGAAAUAUGAACUUCAACGCCAGUACACCGCUGGGGCUGAAUGGCAACAAUAUAUUUCCUUCGUUCUAUGAAGCUGGCGAAGGCAGUAGUGUAUACCCAGUCGGGGAUCAGUACCAGGCAAUGAUGGAUGUUUUUACCAUGGAUACCGGGUGUGAAGAUGCGUCAUUUACGACCAAAAGCCAACAAAUAGAACAGGGUGAUAAUAUCACUACGGUAGUUGUGUCUCACCCUCAUCAGAACUGUUCAUUUAGCUUUACCCAAGGGGACCUACAGAGUGCAGUCGCCUACCCAGACAAGGAGUACAUCGUCAUUACUAAUGUGGGGGGCUGUGCAGGGCAGAUACAUCCUAUGACAGGCUCCACGAUUCAAAUAGGCGAUAUUCGCCAGAUUGACUGGCGUCUCUGGACAAUAGUCUUACAUCAAGAUCUCAGUGGGGCGUUCAUUGAUUCCGGUAUACAUGUCAGCAGCUCGGGUGGCAUCGAGUCCAAUGGGACUGGCACAUAUGACAUCAAGGCCAUCGCGUGUACACCAAAGUACACGCUCAACAAGCGGAAGGUGGACAUUUGGCGUGGGCAGAAUACUAGUGUGGUGUACAGCAACAUUCACCACGACGGCGCGGGCGAGAACUACACUAUUCCUGGAGUCUCGGCAGCUGAUAUUCUCUAUGGAGUGUGGAAGUCCCUUUGGGCAAUGGAAAAUCCACCAGAUGGGGGCUUACUCAUACAAUCGAACGGCAAAAAUACCGAAGAAUUUUGGAACACGACUCACCUAAAAAGCCUAAUGGAGCAGGAUAUUUCUGGGGUUGGUGCUGCUUUGGUCCAAGAAUACCUGCUUCAAUCUGAUAACAAAACUGCCCACGGCCUAGUCACCAAUUCAGAGAAACGACUUGUGGUCCAAAGCCUCUCAUUUGGACUGUUGACGAGUAUACUUGUUCUUCUGAUUGCAAUAACGGCCAGUCUUGCCUUGUUCUAUCACCCCAUCUCCGCAUGCCCUCGGGAUGCAGGUUCUCUUGCGGGCCUUGCAACUAUUCUAGCGCGCAGUCCAGAGUUUUCCGCACAACUCAUGGGCAUGGGACCGCUACCAGUUCCUCAGAUACAGGACGCAUUACAGGGACAGCGUUUCCAUACGCAAAUCACACCGGAUGGUAGCUUUUCCAUCACCCCUGAUGAUGAGACGGAAAGACAUGCACCCUCCCCUGUCGAAGUCGAUAUCAGCUGGUGGCGUCCAUUUGCAGUCAGAAUCCCAGCACGUGUUCUGAUAUUCUCGGUGCCUAUUGCAUUUAUCAUUGUUCUCGAGGUGCUUUACCAGCAUUCCCAGAAAUUUGGUGGAAUUGGUCAUGCUGGGGACCAAAACUCAUAUAUCAAAUAUACGUGGUACUAUCUUCCAGCGCUGGCUAUGCUUGGCGUUCGAGUCCUGUAUCAGAUUCUUGAAAAUUGUACAAGGACCUUCCACCCCUACAGCCAACUCUGUGAGAAGGUUGCCCAAGCGGAAUCAAGCGUUUCUGAGGAUUUUAACGGGCAGUUGUCUUUGCAUGUCUUUGCGACGGCCAUCAGAAGACGAUAUUGGGCUCUAGCAGCAGCUUCACUAAGCGUCCUGGUUUCUUUUUCGCUGUCAAUUGCCGUCUCUGGCUUAUAUACUGUUGAUGUAGUCACAUCCACUAUCGAAGCAAAUGCGAUACAGUUAACAAACUGGGCUUGGGCAGACAGUACUAAGAGAGCAUAUUGGGACCGUUUUGAUUACUCGAGCAAGACGCCGGGUCUUAUUAUAGAUAUGGGAUUAUCGUACCCCCAAUGGACGUAUAAGGACCUUGCUUUCCCGAGGAUCGAACUCAACGAGACGUUCCAUCCAAACGGUUCGAUAGACGUCCGGCUACCGGCAGUGCGAGCGGACAUCAACUGUGAAGUGAUGCCCCAAAACCAGUAUAACUGGACCUAUAAUGGGAAUCUGGCUGGACAAUCCGGCUAUAUGGCGUUCAAUUUCAGCGGCCUUGACAACUGCGGGUUCGUAACAAAGGGCCUUGAUGCUCUGAGUCCAAAGCCAGGCGACUAUUUCAGGUAUAUGACGAAUGGAGUCGAAACAAACGCCAGCAUUGUACUUGAUCCCACCAACCGCAACUGUCCGACUCGUCUGAUGGUGUACGGGAAGGCAAGUUCUUCCACAGUGGAGAGCCUAUACAUUCUGCGAUGUCGACCCCGGCUCAAACAGCUUCAAGUAGAAGCCCGUCUUUCGGUUCCAUCGUACAUGUUCGAUGACUCCAAGCCCCCAUCUAUCAUCCCUAACUCGACAACUACUCUUUUAGAAGCUGGAUUUGUAGGCAGGGACGAUUACUCGGGCAAGGAUAACGAGUUUCACGAAGCUAUCCCGCCCAAUUCAGAUUUAUACAAAUACUUUUUCAACGUCCAGACCGAUCAGCCAAGCAGAAACUCUACGCAGAUGGAUAUGGUCACUAACAACACAAUGCGAAUGAAAAAUGUCACUGCCGAAGAUCUUCUUGACGAUCCCAGUUUAUACAUUGAUGGAAUGCAAACGAUCAACGGCAUUGUCACGGCACAAUUACUGAAUCUUGGGGCCCACCUACCGACCAACCAAACGUCAGACAGAAUAUCAUUUCCUGCCCAUUUCAUAGAAAAACAGGAGAAUGUCAUCCAGAGUCCCAUUUCAACUAGAAUCAUCGAAGGAGUUCUAGCAGUAAUGGUUAUCUGUGGUUUAGUUGCUGUUACGUACAUGGAUAAGCGAUGUAUUCUGCCCAAGAAUCCGACGAGUAUCGCCGCAAGCGCUAGUUUGCUUGCUGGUUCAGAACUGGUUGAAAAGUUGAUUCCCCCUGGUUCUGAGUGGUGCGAUGACAGGGAGUUGAAGAAACGGGGCAUAUUCGAUGAUAAUGUGUAUUCCAUGAGAUGGUGGGCUCACGAUGAGGGGAAACGAUAUGGGAUUGAUAUAGUCCGAAAUAAUACACCAAGAGAUGGCACAAUCGUAUGA
Molecule: messenger RNA, 4797 nt
Organism: Aspergillus caelatus
Lineage: Eukaryota; Fungi; Ascomycota; Eurotiomycetes; Eurotiales; Aspergillaceae
Exons: 5
Coding region: 1-4797 (1598 amino acids)
Source: RefSeq, a predicted model, not a curated record